CGACCCUCCAAGAUCGAUCGACCUGGGAAAUUAAAUUCAACCACGGACCAGGAACAAGCUCGCACACACCCACACCUCACCACGAAUCGAGUCGACAACAAUAUCUCUUGUGAGGUUCUAGACGGACGUCAUGGCAGACAGAUAUUCCUUCUCUCUCACAACAUUCUCGCCCAGCGGCAAGCUGGUCCAAAUCGAAUAUGCCCUCAACGCCGUGAACCAAGGCGUAACAGCGCUAGGCAUCAAGGCCACAAACGGCAUCGUCCUCGCGACCGAGAAGAAAUCGUCCUCCCCGCUCGCCGACGCCUCGUCGCUCUCCAAGAUUAGCCUGGUGACGCCCAACAUCGGCAUGGUCUACAGCGGCAUGGGGCCCGACUACCGGGUGCUGGUCGACCGGGCGCGCAAGGUGUCGCACACGGGCUACAAGCGCAUCUACAACGAGUACCCGCCGACGCGCAUCCUGGUCCAGGACGUCGCCCGCGUCAUGCAGGAGGCCACCCAGUCCGGCGGCGUGCGGCCGUACGGCGUGAGCCUGCUGAUUGCCGGUUGGGACGAGGGGAUCCUGCCGGAGGAGGAGCUCGAGAAGGCGGAGCAGCAGCGGAAGCAAGCGAGUGGUGGUGGUGCCGAGGAGGGAGGGGAGGGCAAGAAGCUGGGGGGCAAGACGGGCGGGAUCCUCAAGGGCGGGCCGAUGCUGUACCAGGUCGAUCCUAGCGGGAGUUACUUCCCGUGGAAGGCGACGGCGAUCGGCAAGAGCGCCACGACGGCCAAGACCUUCCUGGAGAAGAGGUACACGGAGGGGCUGGAGCUGGAGGAUGCGAUACACAUCGCGCUGUUGACGCUCAAGGAGACGAUCGAGGGGGAGAUGAACGGGGACACGAUCGAGAUCGGCAUCGUCGGUCCCCCCGCAGACCACCUCCUCGGCGUCGAGGGCGUCGAGGGCGCGGUUGGGCCGCGCUUCCGGAAGCUCACGCCGCAGGAGAUCGAGGACUACCUCACGAAUCUAUGAUUUCGGACAUGGCGUUGUGCGGGUCGGAUUGGGCUGACGGACGGUUGGGACGGGUGACGGGCGGAGCGUUCCGGGGUCCUCUCUCGCUCUCUCUCUCUCUCUCUCUGCAAGCAAGCUUUCAUUGUACACUAGACGACAGGAGCACGAAAGGCUAUAGAGAGAACAAAACACCCCCCGAGCCAGGGGCAAUUUACUGGCAUUCCCCCCCGGGGCUACUG
Messenger RNA from Thermothelomyces thermophilus ATCC 42464, 1221 nucleotides. RefSeq lists its product as uncharacterized. The transcript has 5 exons. Lineage: Eukaryota; Fungi; Ascomycota; Sordariomycetes; Sordariales; Chaetomiaceae. The coding region runs from base 131 to 1003 and encodes 290 amino acids. Gene Ontology annotation, biological process: ubiquitin-dependent protein catabolic process. The record is from RefSeq and is a predicted model, not a curated record. Gene Ontology annotation, cellular component: proteasome core complex; proteasome core complex, alpha-subunit complex.